UUAAGUAGAUCUAAACUACUAUUAGGAAAACAGAAAUAUUUUGAAAGGAAUUUUCUAACAUCAGUAGACUUUAUAUUGAAGGGGCGACUGUUGAUUUAAAAAACAAACAUGAAGUCACUGAUAUAUUAGUUCAGGGGAUAUGUUGGGCAAUUAAAUGAGCACUUUGCUGGAAACCUCUAUACUGAGCUAUUCAGAGAAAAGCUUUGAUUACUGAUUAACUAGCAGUCGAGCUUAAACGAACUCAAAACUAGUGUACCAAGCUCGUUUCGACCCAUGAGGUGUUUUACCAAUUAUAUGAUACAGAACAAAACUGCAUUCAGCUAAUACCAAUUUUUUACAAUGAUUUAUAUUAGUUAUAUCUAUCACAUAGUUGUGUGUAUUUAUAUAAUUGAGAGGAGUAUACAUUAUAUUGCACGGUUCGGUACAAUCAGGGGUGGUACAAUUAAAGACUUUCCUAAAUAAACAAAAUGGCGGAAACGUCUGCAUAGAAAUUAGAGACCAAGCGCUGAAUAAAAUACUAACAAUGGUAUACAAAAUAUUAGAAGUCUGGAAAAGUUGGCUUUGACAAGUCACUGUGACGUUAUAGAAGACCAUGCCAGAAGACCUAUAUAGAUAGACGUUUCAGUAGACAGUAAAUGCAUUUGAUAAUGAGGAUUUUGAAGAUACAGUAAUAUAUAUAAUGAUGAUAUUAAUUUUUGAAAAUGUUGCUUAAUUGAACUCGCCCAGGGAACUCUUCCAAUUUUUGCAAAACUCCCAAACAUGCACGCAUAGCUCGUAACAAUAACCCGUAAUAGUACAAGCUAUCGCAUGGCUAUCUUUUCAAGGUUAUAUUUUCCAGGAAUUAACGUACUUCAGUUGCGACACUAUCAAUUCAGCGGUAUUGACUUUCCCGGUAUUUAUUAAUUGACCCGUGCAAACCCCUGUCGGUUUGUUUGAAAGCUGACUCCAAUACACCAUGGGCAAAGACAAACAUCCUGAAGGCAAAUACACGGGUCGGGUAUAAUAAUUUUAAUUAACGCUCCAGUAUUAUACUCUCGCGGUCAUACAUAGACAUAUAUAUAUUAAAUGUUCACGCAACAUCAGUGCCCGUCAAUCGACUCAACAACAUGAUAACGCAGAAGGUUGCCUGGCGCGCGUUAUGCGGAGUCCUCAUAAUCACCGCUUGGAUUAUUUGCUUUCUACCUACAUUAUUUUAUUUGAACCCGCGAGAGUUGCCAAAAAGCGAGAAUCCUGGUAACAUAAGUAUGCUAAAAAUCACCCCUUCGUUCCCAUGCAAUCCACCUCUGAUCCUCUCAAAACAAGCCGGAUAUUGCAAGCCUCCCUGCGACUGGUUGUCAUUCAGCGAAAAGGAACAACAAGGAAUGUCGAUAGCCGAUUGGAUUGCGGUUGUAUUUAGUACAACAUGCUUCUGCCUCGUGUUCACCACGUGGUUGAAACUACCAGAAUUUAUGAAAUUUCCACAUCUCCUAAUACUCUUAAUGGCUGGAAUGAGUGCUUUUAUAGGGAUACUGGUAAUCAUUCCUAAACUGAGAGAACGGUCAAAAUUGUUCUGCUCAAGCGAAUUUCUUGACGACGCCAUAAAGACUCCUACAACAUUUUGUGAAGCACAAGGUGCCUUAAUUCAGUAUGUCAGUUUUGUGAUCGGAGAGUUGUUCGUGAUCUACAAUGCGGUUUUGCUGAAGCGCCUUGUUAUCGACAAGCGCCCAAACGAAAGCCACAGCAGAACAUUCCUGGUAGUCUUGUCUCUAGUAGUAAUUGCACUUCCGAUAAUACCCGUCGUUUACGUGUUGAAAUUUGGCAGCAAUUACACUGUGGUUAAUUUACGAUAUUGCUUCCAAAAAAAUGCCGACGAAGGAUUUUACUCGUCUUUGUUGCCGCAACAGCUCUUCAUAAGUGUUGGAAUAACGUGCAUGAUGUUGGUGAUAUUCAAACUUAUCAAGGAAAGAAAAUCCAGUUUGAUAGGAUCUCCCAAUCAAGCGAGAAGACGUCAACUUCAGAUGCAAAAGAUCGCUUCCCAAUUCAUUAUGGUCAUAAUAUCAUAUAUCGUGUGUGUAUUUCUCACUUAUGGUCUGUUGUGUAUUCAACUCAGCAACAGAGAAGCAUACGAGAUGUCCUUGAAAAAAUAUUUCGGAUGCUUGUUCUUUAGUAACAACUGUCCAAGAGAUUUUCUUGAAUAUGAAACCUCCUAUGGGCUGGUAAUUGUAUUCUUGCUCUCUGGAAUCGUCUUUCAAGCUGGCACAUUAAUACUUCUUAUCGGAAAACAGAAGGUGAGGCGCCUCUGGCAAUCGUGGUGGUUCUCUCUGGUGGGAAUGUGUCGUCGUCCCUCAAGGAAACUGCCGAGCACAACAUCGUCGAUUGAAUUGCAACCUUCGACAAGCGAUUCCUCGCAAAAGAAAAUAUAAUCAGCAUUUUGCAUCAUUUGACUUGAAAGCGCAUAUCUAUACCUUUAAUUAUGACGACGUUGCUAAAUAAAAUCUAGCAACAAAAGAAUUGAGUGGUUACUCAGUGAAUCGAAAGAGCAUAAUCAUGCAGUGACGUUGAUUCCUCCCAUUGAGAACAUUCUUAACAAACUAUGAAUGGGGAAAAGACGGGCGUAACUCCUAAACAUACGAUAUCCUACCAUGCACGUCAGUUUUAAUAAAGCCUGGCUUCCACUUAGUCGUAGCUAAUUGUCGUGAACAUCUCAAGAUAGUUUAUUUAAUAGAAUAUUACAAUACUACAUCAUUCUCUGUAACAGCGAAAUAAGGAUGAUGUGUUCAAGACAAUUACAACAAAAUGGAGACUAUAGGCCCAUAUAAUUUAUAAAAAUGUGCAAAUUAAUAUAAUUAGGAUGCAGAGAAUCAGUGCUAAUUCAGAGAAUUGUAAUUGUUAGCUAGUGGACUAUUCCAUUUUAAAUAAACAAUUGACAAUAUGACGCAAAACAGGAAAUGUUGCAAUAAUACGCAGACGUAUUUUUUUAUACUUACGUUUGC
Molecule: messenger RNA, 2972 nt
Organism: Dendronephthya gigantea
Lineage: Eukaryota; Metazoa; Cnidaria; Anthozoa; Malacalcyonacea; Nephtheidae
Exons: 7
Coding region: 1107-2402 (431 amino acids)
Biological process (GO): cell surface receptor signaling pathway
Cellular component (GO): membrane
Source: RefSeq, a predicted model, not a curated record